AUGUGGAAAGUAAGGAAGAAAGAAGGAAGUGAGAUAAAUAAUCAUUUUGUCAUUGAGAGGGAAAAAAAAGGUAAAUCGUUGUUGAGUUGGAAGAACUUCUGACAGCAGAGAAAGUUAAGAAUAUAAGUCUUUUUCUGUGCGUUUUUUCUUUCCGUGAGUGUGGAGCACGUGCCAAAGCAUCACAAAACCGCUAAAACUGGAAGUGGCGUUAGAAAUAACAUAAACUUUUGCCAUGUUACAGCUCAGUUCUUUCUGUCAAUGUGGCUACCAUGAAUGAUCCACCUGCAAGGGGAUAACGUAAAAUUCGUUUUUAGCCGUUAGAAAGAGACCAAAACUUCCUACCUUUUUCUGUUUGUGUACUAUAUAAGCAACAACAUUGGUUAUGUCUUUGGUGUUUAUUCUAUACACUAAUUAGUCUUUAUCAAUCACCAAAGCCUCUCUUAUCUUUUCUCCAAAAUGGCAACAUUGAUGCUGAAGUUAAUGCUUCCUCUACUUUUCCUGUUCAUGAUUCCUCCAAAAACAGCAUAUGCAGAGUUUGAGCAAUGGUGUGUGGCUGAUGAGCAGGCCACUGUGAAUGAAUUGCAGGCAGCCUUGAAUUGGGCAUGUGGAAAAGGAGGUGCAGAUUGCAGAAAAAUCCAAGCGAACCAACCUUGCUAUCUUCCAAACACAUUAAAAGACCAUGCUUCUUAUGCCUUCAACAGCUACUAUCAGAAAUUCAAGCACAGUGGAGGUUCUUGCAACUUCAGAGGAGCUGCCAUGACAACAGAAGUGGAUCCUAGUCAUGGUUCUUGUCACUAUGACUUCAUUCCAUGAUCGCAACUGUGACAGAAGACUUAAAAUAACUGCAG
Messenger RNA from Vigna umbellata (rice bean), 848 nucleotides. NCBI's taxonomy places the organism in Eukaryota, Viridiplantae, Streptophyta, Magnoliopsida, Fabales, Fabaceae. The record is from RefSeq and is a predicted model, not a curated record.